Messenger RNA from Drosophila obscura, 1402 nucleotides. RefSeq lists its product as uncharacterized. The transcript is spliced from 2 exons. Bases 769 to 1380 code for a protein of 203 amino acids. The record is from RefSeq and is a predicted model, not a curated record. Lineage: Eukaryota; Metazoa; Arthropoda; Insecta; Diptera; Drosophilidae.
UUUGGUGGAAACCGGUACAAAAUCUAUCCAAUCCACAAACCAGUAUCGCCAUCUACGGAAAACUGCAAACUACUCCUGACCCCCAUUGUUUUUGCCACAACUCUGUUAUUACAAAAGCUUUUAGCUUGGAGCCUUAAAGACCCAGAUCUGAACCGAACGAAAACUGACCCACUGCCCACUGUGUGGAAAGUUCAAUAGUAAUUUCUAGGGGAUUGGAUUGACUGACGCAACAACCCACCGACCCACCGCAAUGGUCAUGAGCAUGAGCACACAGCCACCGCAAAGCCACAGUACAGUCCAAAACCAGAGGCCCCCAAAAACCAAAGUCAAGGAAAACAAGAAAAGCGAAGAAAAUGCGUACAUGGAGAGCGAAACCCGUUUGGCUGGCUGCUGACCAAACGAAAGGGAAACCACAUCCGAGAUUGAGACUGGAGACUGAAGACUGAAGACUGAAGACUGAAGACUGAGGACUGGGGGAGAGCCUGGACAACUCGAUUGGAUGAGGCUAUUAUGUCAUCGCCAUUGCGGAAAGCAAGCGGAGUGGGAUGGACUUUGUUUUGAUGAUAACUUCGCGUGGUUCCGGUUUUUUACGAAAGGUGGUCGAAAGUGGAGCUGGAGCUGAAGCUGGAGCUGGGACUGGAGCCUGGCAGCUGGCAUCGAUUUUUGGCAUCCAAUUUGAAGCUUAAACAUGACUGCAGCUUGGGGAGAUUGCCCAUUUGAACGCUGACAACGAAGCUCAACGGACACGCAGGACACUCCCGGAUAGACAUGGGAUUCAGAUUUAUAAUGUUGGCUGCCAUGGGCCUGGGGGCCAUGUACAUGAUGCAUCUGCUGGCACAGGACUGGAAUAGGAUACGCCCCAUCCAGGGCAUCACCACGCUGGCGGGUCAGGUUAGCUCUGGCUUAAAUCUGAACAGACUCCCAGCUCUGGCGGGACAGGCCAGUGCGGCCCUCACUCGGAUUCGUGGUAGACGAGAGGCGCCCACAUACCACAGGGCUCGAGGCACUGGCACUCCCGACUCUGGACGGGGUCCAUAUCGAGCUCCUCCACCCGCCAUCGACUGGAAGCGCAUUCUCUCGCGCGAUCCCUUCGAGUGCCUUCAGUCGCUGAUCUGUCAGCUUAUGUCCGGUGCCGAAGCAGCUGCUCCCGAGGCCGAGCUCCUCAUGGACUACCUGGAGUCAUCGCUGGAGCUGGCUCCGGCCAAAAUCGGACGCGCCUUCAGUCGGGGCCUGGCGCUGCGCGGCUCCACGGAUCGUUGCUACAAUGAGUAUCCUUUCUGCCUGUACUCAGCGAAGACAAUGUUGCGUAUCCUUCGCUGGUUCAGCGAAACGGGAGAAGUCCCCCAAGAUAUGGAGAGUGGGCAGAAGGCAGAUGAUUAGGAGUGGCUGCGCUAGAUUAAAA